AUCGACUAAUCAAUCCUUUGUCCACCCAGCGACUCAGCAAGCAGAUCUCCUUCCGCUCACAAACUGAGAUCCUUCACCUUAUCGUCUGCUGCUCCAGUCUCGCCUCGCCUUACUCUUUUCCCCGCUCAGUGCCGCCUCACCUCUGCGCUGUCUCUCGUUCCGCUCCUCCCCAUCUCCCAUCUGAAACACGGCUUCUCAGCAACGAGUCUGGCCUUUCUCCGAGACCCGGCGUUCUCGGCCAUCAUUACUCGUCGUGCUGCUCGUCCCUAGUUGGGCAUCUUUGUCGACCCUGGCGAAACACUGUUCCCACUGUCUGGGGUGUCUUGGAGGAUUUCGAGGAGGUCCCAGGGGCUUCACUACACCCGCGCCGUAUCCCAGUGACCGACGCACGCUAUACGCGAUGCUCAAAAAGAAGACCUUGCAUCCGCCCAUACUCUUCCGACAUCAUACUCCCAGCACAACGCCUGAGCUCUCUCCCACGACUUCCUCAUCGGACAGCGAGUCGGACGAGGACAUGGACCCCUCCGGUUCGCGUCCGUUGAGCUUGACGGUUCCGGGUGCAUUCUGUCCUAUGCGACCCUCGUUAGAUGAGGUGCUGGCCAACACUGCACCUGCACCAUACACCCUCGGCGCCUUCAUGGCUUAUCUCUCACAGAAUCAUUGUCUGGAGACUCUGGAGUUCACCCUUGAAGCCAAGCGGUACCGGGAAACUUACGAUGCACUGAGCCACCAGAUGAACGAAUUGCCAAUCGUCUCCGAUUGCCCCGAAAGCCAGCAUCUGCAGAUGCUUUGGCAGCGAUUGUUGACUGCGUACAUCUUGCCCGGAUCGCCGCGUGAGAUCAAUGUCUCUAGCGAGGUUCGCGAUGAUAUUCUUCGGCACACAAACUUUUCCACCCCCCCCUGUCCUGAUUCCCUCAACACUGCUGUCAAACUCGUCCACGAUUUGAUGGAAGAAUCGAUCUUUCUGCCAUUCCUCAACGCCCAUGCCUCGACCGCUCACGUGUUGCCGCUAUCGGAGCCGUUAUUCUCACACGAGGAUGAUAUCACGGUCGUCUCGAAUUCGAGUUUUGACGAACAUACAGCCAACCGCGGCCGGUCGAAGAGGAGGCGGCAGUCACCCCAGUCUUCCAAAGACAUGGGAUCCCCGGUGUCCGUCGGUUCUCCGUCCAGCCAUUCCGGCCGCUCUAAUUUCUCAUUGAGUGCAAUGACUUCUAUGGGAAAGGUGGGCCAUCGGACUUCGGGCCAAGCCUCCAGCACUAGCGGAGAUUCCGGGUCCGGAGCCUUGACCGACGACUCCGGAAGCUUGCAGUCGAGCGCGAGCGCUGGUGAACCGAUGACGCCGCCGACAACGCCGCCUUCCAGUGACCCCCACUGCAUGCACCUGGCCCACAGCCCGAAGCGCACCGACAACCCAUGGAAGAAGAUGGGGCUAAAGUUGGGGUUUAAAAAGCGAUCGGGCCAUGGAGGCUCUGGAAACCAACAUUUCAAAUUGUCUGGUAUGGAUGAAUGACUGGCCGUCCCCAGA
This is a messenger RNA of Aspergillus sclerotioniger CBS 115572, 1525 nucleotides long. Its product is annotated as regulator of G-protein signaling domain-containing protein. The record is from RefSeq and is a predicted model, not a curated record. NCBI's taxonomy places the organism in Eukaryota, Fungi, Ascomycota, Eurotiomycetes, Eurotiales, Aspergillaceae. The coding region runs from base 401 to 1510 and encodes 369 amino acids. The transcript has a single exon.